Messenger RNA from Branchiostoma floridae (Florida lancelet), 2585 nucleotides. Its product is annotated as G patch domain-containing protein 3-like. NCBI's taxonomy places the organism in Eukaryota, Metazoa, Chordata, Leptocardii, Amphioxiformes, Branchiostomatidae. Gene Ontology annotation, biological process: positive regulation of DNA-templated transcription; negative regulation of RIG-I signaling pathway; negative regulation of type I interferon production. The coding region runs from base 855 to 2567 and encodes 570 amino acids. Gene Ontology annotation, molecular function: nucleic acid binding. The record is from RefSeq and is a predicted model, not a curated record. The transcript has 7 exons.
GUGAGUUCUAGAACACUAGAGCAGAAGGUGACACGUUACGAUAUACGAAAUAAGUUGUGCUAUACUUAAUACUAUGAAUCUAUCCGACUGUUCCAGACAAAGUUGGCUCCCCUACCCGUAUCGUGGUGAAGAGCCGAUCUCAGUCGGACGUAGAAAAACCUGCCGCCGCCACCGUCAACUCAUCUACGGAGCUGAAGCAGACAAACCUCCCGCCCCUCCCCACAACUCCCGGCGGCUCCCCCCGUGGUCGGUACUUCCAACACAUUCCCAGCACCGCCUUCCAGUGUCCCCCGCCCGAGAACGCGUCCAUGGCCGCUCGGGCCUGCGGCUACUCCUCCAACCUGCACCGGCUGCACAGCGACCCCGCCUGCCUGAGAGAGGAGGAUCCUAUGGCUGACCCAAUCAACUGCGAGUAUCGCUACCAGCUGACAUUGACGUCAUUGGUCAAGCUGAGGCCACUUGAGCGCGGGUUCCAUCUACCCAAUUAUGAGCCCAUCAACACUCCUUAUAUUUACUAUCAGAACGAGCAGACAUGGAGAGAAGAAGAUGAUGAAGACACAGACUCUAUGAAGCCGCUUCAAUGAUCACAUCUACUACUAGCGAUCGGUAUCGGUACUGCAGGCAGAUUCCUGUGGGCGCUGUCAGGUCUUCAUGGCCGCUCGGGACUACAGCUAUUCCCCAACCUCGCAGGGGCAGGGUAGGGCCGCGGGAGGAGACACACCCCCAGUUGGGCGGUGGUCUGUUCAAAGGUUAACCAUCAGGGAAGACCGAGCUGGUACAGGUAGCACCCCCCUCGCUGCAGAUGGAAUCGUCCAACGUCCGGAUGACGUCCAUUCCCUCUGACGUCAUCCAACAUGGCUGACACAAACACCAAGAAAGUCGUCUACGGAAUCGUUGGCAAUAUUCCUGCACAUUUUCACUCUGCGGAUCUCAGAAACUACUUCUCCCAGUUCAUAGAGAGCGGCGGCUUCGACUGUUUUCACUUCAGACAUCGUCCGGAGGCGAGAGACGGAGAUACAGCGGGGGAAAACAAUGAUGAAGAAAGUGUUUCGCAAGAAGGGAAGGGGGAGGGGGGCAAGUUCGUAGGUUCGGGAACAAAUGUUUCGAAAGUAAGUGGAAUUACGGACAUUUUACCGUCUACGUCUACAUCUGAACAGAAAGUCUUGACAGACUAUAGAGCAACUGUGGAUAGCGAGACUUCAAGAGAUCCAAGCAGAAGUAAGACGAACAGAAGAAAAACUUUGUGCUGUGUUGUACGCGUUGUGGAACAGAGGUGGGACGAACUAGUGAAGAUGUACCACGGGAAACACUGGGUGGACAGGCGGGGGGACUACCUCCGGCACCGGGCUACCGUCAGGAGGGUCAGGCUGGCAGAGGAAGGUUCUGAUGCAUUGAAGUACCAGACAAGAAAGGAAGUUGAGCAAAGACGGAAGAGGAAAGAUGGAGAAACCAUCAGCCAAUCAGAGCUGCAGAAGCUCAUCGAGCUCCACCCGCCCAACGUCAUGCCUCGCGGGAACGUGGGAACGCCAAUCAAAGUGUUUCUAGAACUGAUCCGCACAUGCAGGCUCCCCCCUAUUCUCAUCCACAAACUUGGACUGGUCUUCCCUUCCACUGGGUCUAGCAGGAGGUAUGGGAACGUACCAUUUGACUAUGGGGGGAGUGUGAGGGAGGGAAGCAUGGUGCUGACUGCUACAGGGGAGGAGCUGUCUGCCGAGGUGGGGUUUGUGGAACAGCAACAAAGAAGGAGGGAAGAAGAGAAGGAGGAAAGGAGGGAACAGGAGAGACAGCAGAAGGAGGAGGAAGAUAAAGCAGAUGAGUCUCACUCUGAUGAUGACGAUGACAGGUGUGAGGAAUGGGAGCGCCACGAGGCCCUGUACGACGACGUGACCAAACAGGGGCGGAACAAGGAGCGACUGUUUGAGGAGGAGAUCGAGCUGAAGUGGGAGAAGGGCGGGAGCGGGCUGGUGUUCUACACAGACGCGCAGUACUGGGACCAGCUCAGGGGGGACUUUGAUGAGAGGACUACUGAUGACUGGGAUGUAGACAUGAGUGUGUACUAUGAUCCAGAUGGAGGAGACAAGGAUGCCCGUGACUAUCUCCAGAUGCGUCUUGAGCAGCGGCUACGGGCGGGUCUAGAUGGGGAAGACGUCACCACAACGAAGAAAGACAAACGGAGGCAGCGGAAGGAACAGAAGGAUCAAGAAGGAAAGAUUGGACAGUUUGAGAAGCAUACAAAGGGUCUCGGGCGUAAGAUAAUGGAGAGGCAGGGCUGGCGAGACGGGGAGGGGCUGGGGUCCUGGAAGAAGGGGCCGGCGGACGCUCUGGGGAACGAAGGACAGGGACCCUGGGACAAGAGGGGCUUCGGUUUCUAUGGCGAGAAGCUUGACCGCCAGGCUGGAGGGAACAAACGCCGGCGCGUAGAGAAGGACGUUGUGAUCUCUACCGUGUACGACGAGCCGCACCAACUGGAUAACGCAGAAACGCUGACGAGACAGGCUGGGCCACAUACGCUCAAGUACAGGACUAGUGUUCCCUUUGUCAGGGGCACACAGGAGGACAAGACAUGAUGGAAAAUAAUUACUAUA